Molecule: messenger RNA, 1047 nt
Organism: Tribolium castaneum (red flour beetle)
Lineage: Eukaryota; Metazoa; Arthropoda; Insecta; Coleoptera; Tenebrionidae
Product: cilia-and flagella-associated protein 96-like
Exons: 5
Coding region: 101-1042 (313 amino acids)
Cellular component (GO): centrosome
Source: RefSeq, a predicted model, not a curated record
GUUUUAAAAUUAACUGUGGCUAGUGUCAAUUAUGCCAAAAAUAAUCUGACUUUUCAAAAUUACAUUUUUCCCACUUUUCGUUCACUAAUAAGCAAAAAAAAUGGCUAAAAAGAGAUCCGAUUCGCCAGAACUUGGCCACAAAUUCGGAAGACCUGAUAUUGAAAGAAUCGGAUUGUUCAGUGAAAUGGUGUAUUUAAGUGCAAAAACGUUCCCAAAAAAGAAAACUCAACGGGAACCAAGAAAUAUGUACUGUGAGGGCCGAAAAUCUAAAAAUGGGACACAACAUGGAUACUUUGACCCUGAAUUUAAAAGAGUUUUUUCAAAAGAAGCGAUAAAAGGCAGAGGCAGAAAACCGGCGCCUCCAAAAUUUAAAAACGUUUCAGAGCGUCCUUUUUUACCCCCAAUAGGUUUCAAACACCAUUCAUGUCCUGGUGAUUACCACGGAACAUUCAGUGGAAUUAUUGAAGCUUUUGGUAAUAAAUUAAAACCGAGACCUAAGCGAAAAUCAGAAGGAAGAAACUUGUUGUCCAACCCUGGAAAAUUAGGAGGUCCUGGAUAUGCCGACAUAUGUCUGAGUCGUUAUCCAGAACACAAGCCUGAUAGGUAUGGUUUAAAACCAAAGUACAAAGAAUAUGGGAAAAAUUUAGGAAGGGCUAUGGUCCCAGUUCACUUCCCUCAACCGUUUUUUGACAAAAAUCCAUUUGCUGACCCGCCAAACAUCAAACCUGGACCUACUUACGUCAGACCAAAAGAUAAAGAAUUGAAAAGUAUUCAUCCUGGUUAUAUUGUACCAACUGGGCCGGGCAAAUGGCAAGGAGGAUGUCAUGAUGGAUGUUUCGAUAAAUUUCCAGAAUACAAACCGGAUAAAUAUGGGGUACGAGUUAAGAAACCUCAUGAAAAAAUUUUUUAUCCUCCAUCAACUGCACUCAAGAGCUAUUACAAUACAUCCAUUUUGUUCCAAAACGUUGAUGUUAAACUUAACAAAGUAAACUAUAAAAAUUUCCAGCCGGCUUAUAAUAAAUACAUAAUAAUUAAUGAUUAGAAAAA